CGUCACAGGCCGGUCAAGAGCAUAACUGUGUGGAUCUGCACAGCAGUUUGGAGGUCGCAAACAGCCUUCGCUUGCUCACGACUUCCCCGCGAGGUGGCCCCUGCGACUAUGGGAAAUAAGAUCCCUUUUACAGACCAAACAGCGUUAUGCCCGUUUCCCAGAUGGGGAAACCGGGAAGAGGUCGGUCCGCGACCCUCGGAGCGCGCAGAGGCGGAGCCGCGCGGCCCUCGGGCACUCCCCGGCGUGGGCGGGCCCUGGCCCUUGGCGCUCGGGCUGGGUGGGCAGGGUGCUGGUCCUGCCACGCAGCCGCAGAGGCUCGGCCCCGCGGGCGGGCGGCAGGAAGGGAGGCGACGCCCCCUGGAGCGGCAGGAACCCGGCCGGGCCCGCCUCCCCGCCCGCCGAGCCGCGCCGGCCCCAGAAGUGAUGAAAGCCGCGGCCGAGUCCAGGUCACGCCGAAGCCGUUGCCCUUUUAAGGGGGAGCCUUGAAACGGCGCCCGGGUUCCAUGUUUGCAUCCGCCUCGCGGGGAGGAAACUCCAUGUUGUAACAAAGUUUCCUCCGCACCCCCUCCCUCCCCCUCCCCCUAAGAACCUGGCUCCCCUCCCCUCUGAAGCUCGCGGGGAUCCCUCCCUCCCACCCCUCCCCUCCCCCCCGCGCCCCGAUUCCGGCCCGAGCCGGGGGGGAGGCCGGGCACCCGGGCCAGAGUCCGGCCGGAGCGGAGCGCGCCCGGCCCCAUGGACAGCUCGGCAGUCAUUACUCAGAUCAGCAAGGAGGAGGCGCGGAGCCCGCUACGGGGCAAAGGUGACCAGAAGUCAGCGGCUUCUCAGAAGCCCCGGAGCCGGGGCAUCUUCCACUCACUCUUCUGCUGCGUCUGCCGCGAUGACGGGGAGGCCCUGCCGGCCCACAGUGGGGCGCCCCUGCUCGUGGAGGAGAACGGAGCCGUCCCCAAGCAGACCCCAGUCCAGUACCUGCUUCCCGAGGCCAAGGCCCAGGACUCGGACAAGAUCUGCGUGGUCAUCGACCUGGACGAGACCCUGGUGCACAGCUCCUUCAAGCCAGUGAACAAUGCCGACUUCAUCAUCCCCGUGGAGAUUGAUGGGGUGGUCCACCAGGUCUAUGUGCUGAAGCGGCCCCACGUCGAUGAGUUCUUGCAGCGGAUGGGCGAGCUCUUCGAGUGUGUGCUGUUCACCGCCAGCCUGGCCAAGUAUGCAGACCCGGUAGCGGACCUGCUGGACAAGUGGGGGGCCUUCCGGGCGCGGCUGUUUCGGGAGUCCUGCGUCUUCCACCGGGGCAACUACGUGAAGGACCUGAGCCGGCUGGGCCGAGACCUCCGGCGGGUGCUCAUCCUGGACAACUCUCCCGCCUCAUACGUCUUCCAUCCAGACAACGCCGUACCAGUGGCCUCGUGGUUUGACAACAUGAGUGACACGGAGCUCCACGAUCUCCUGCCAUUCUUCGAGCAGCUCAGCCGUGUGGACGACGUGUACUCAGUGCUCAGGCAGCCACGGCCCGGCAGCUAGUGAGGUGCCCUGGGGCCAGGACCUGCCCCUGACUGCCACCCACACCCCUCACACGCGGACUUUUCCCUAAGAAAGCCCAGCGGCCGCCGCCACCACCACCUCAGUGCCAUGGGGAAGUGGGCGCCCCCCCCCCCCCCCACCAGCCUGGCCAGGCCUCGAAGGGG
Messenger RNA from Equus quagga, 1682 nucleotides. RefSeq names its product CTD small phosphatase 1 (gene CTDSP1). Lineage: Eukaryota; Metazoa; Chordata; Mammalia; Perissodactyla; Equidae. The record is from RefSeq and is a predicted model, not a curated record. Gene Ontology annotation, molecular function: RNA polymerase II CTD heptapeptide repeat phosphatase activity. The coding region runs from base 733 to 1518 and encodes 261 amino acids. The transcript has 7 exons.